Maylandia zebra (zebra mbuna) is the source of this 954-nucleotide messenger RNA. NCBI's taxonomy places the organism in Eukaryota, Metazoa, Chordata, Actinopteri, Cichliformes, Cichlidae. The record is from RefSeq and is a predicted model, not a curated record.
AUGGAGUACAGAGCGGAGUUUCCAGGAUCCAGCUCUGUGUCCAUGAACAGUGACACGUCCAGAGAUUAUCCUCCAGUCUUCAAUAAUGAACCUGGAACCUCAGGGACAAAUCAUCAGCGACACAAACACAGAGGAGAGUUUCCAGGAUCCAGCUCUGUGUCCAUGAACAGUGACACGUCCAGAGAUUAUCCUCCAGUCUUCAGUCAUGAACAUGGACCCUCAGUCACACAUCAUCAGCGACACAAACACAGAGCAGAGUUUCCAGGAUCCAGCUCUGUGUCCAUGAACAGUGACACGUCCAGAGAUUAUCCUCCAGUCUUCAAUAAUGAACCUGGAACCUCAGGGACAAAUCAUCAGCGACACAAACACAGAGGAGAGUUUCCAGGAUCCAGCUCUGUGUCCAUGAACAGUGACACGUCCAGAGAUUAUCCUCCAGUCUUCAGUCAUGAACAUGGACCCUCAGUCACACAUCAUCAGCGACACAAACACAGAGGAGAGUUUCCAGGAUCCAGCUCUGUGUCCAUGAACAGUGACACGUCCAGAGAUUAUCCUCCAGUCUUCAGUCAUGAACAUGGACCCUCAGUCACACAUCAUCAGCGACACAAACACAGAGCAGAGUUUCCAGGAUCCAGCUCUGUGUCCAUGAACAGUGACACGUCCAGAGAUUAUCCUCCAGUCUUCAAUAAUGAACCUGGAACCUCAGGGACAAAUCAUCAGCGACACAAACACAGAGGAGAGUUUCCAGGAUCCAGCUCUGUGUCCAUGAACAGUGACACGUCCAGAGAUUAUCCUCCAGUCUUCAGUCAUGAACAUGGACCCUCAGUCACACAUCAUCAGCGACACAAACACAGAGCAGAGUUUCCAGGAUCCAGCUCUGUGUCCAUGAACAGUGACACGUCCAGAGAUUAUCCUCCAGUCUUCAAUAAUGAACCUGGAACCUCAGGGACAAAGUAA